Messenger RNA from Phytophthora sojae, 438 nucleotides. RefSeq lists its product as hypothetical. Bases 1 to 438 code for a protein of 145 amino acids. The record is from RefSeq and is a predicted model, not a curated record. The transcript has a single exon. Lineage: Eukaryota; Oomycota; Peronosporomycetes; Peronosporales; Peronosporaceae.
AUGGCAGUGUAUCUGGAUUUCGAUGACUCGCGUCAGCACCGGCAAAAUGCUGCUGUGGUGGUGUCAGUAAUGGCGCUCGUGAUGCCGCUUCUCGAUGCUGUACAGCAUGAUGGAUCAAUCGACAUGAGUGCGCUCUCUGGUGGGCUGGGUACUACGGUGACGAAGGACGUGGUUGUGACUAGGUGCAAGAAGGUGGCAAAGGUGAUGAAACGCAGGUUUGGCACUCCAACUGUGGAGCAAACAUACUUCACUUUCCUACCACGGCCGAAUUUCGUCAGUCACGAGUACGGCACGAAAUCGUUCAAGGAAGUUACGCGAAAUGAAAAGCGUGCCUUCGUGUUGUUGGUGUUGAUGCACAUGAUGAGAGAAAGUAAGGGGCCAACGCCAAGCAAUCGCGAGCUCAGCUGCGAAGCAGAUAAGUUAGAUAGAUACGCGUAG